This is a messenger RNA of Gavialis gangeticus (Gharial), 5288 nucleotides long. It is a transcript of the gene ADGRG6, whose product is annotated as adhesion G protein-coupled receptor G6. Gene Ontology annotation, molecular function: laminin binding; G protein-coupled receptor activity. Gene Ontology annotation, biological process: adenylate cyclase-activating G protein-coupled receptor signaling pathway; heart trabecula formation; cell surface receptor signaling pathway. Bases 348 to 4100 code for a protein of 1250 amino acids. Gene Ontology annotation, cellular component: membrane. The transcript has 25 exons. NCBI's taxonomy places the organism in Eukaryota, Metazoa, Chordata, Crocodylia, Gavialidae. The record is from RefSeq and is a predicted model, not a curated record.
GGGGCGGCGGGCGAGCCCGCAGGGAGGAUGAGCCCAGCAGCCCACUGAUGCCAGCAUGUAAGUGCCCGCUUCCCGCGCUCGGAUUCCUCUGAAGGGGCAGGGUCUUUUCCUACGCCCCCUUCCAGCUGGUGGGGAGCGAAACGGCGCCGCUCGUCCGGCGGCCGGAUGCACAGGACCCCCAGCCGGUGAGCAGUCAUGCACGCUCUCCAAGCCUGCCCUGUGCAGCGCGCUUUCCAGGCAAAGCCCCCACCCCCCAGCCCGGUCCCUUGAGCUGCCUCUUGCUCGGGACCCCGAGAGAAGAUAGCUUGUGGUGUCGCGGCUGCCUUCCCAGCACGUCCCUCCGGAGGAUGUCCCAUGCGAAUGAAAUGUGGUGUUAUCAUUGGAAAUGGAAGCUUCAGAACUUUCUGUACUUGUUUACUACAUACAUUAUAUGGAUGCAGCAGUCAGUUCUUGGAUGUUACGACUGUAGGGUAGCACUGACCAAUCCCACUGGAAUGUUCAGCUCUCCAUGCUUUCCCAGUGAUUACCCCAACACCCAAACGUGCAAGUGGACCAUCCAAGCUCCUCGGGGAUACAUCAUUCAGAUAACAUUUAUUGACUUUGACAUUGAAGAAGCUCCAAACUGCAUUUAUGAUUCACUGACAUUGGACACUGGAGGACACGAGGUUAAAUUUUGUGGUGUCACUGCCAAAGGAUUGUCCUUUAACUCGACUGGAAAUGAAAUGAUUGUGUCUUUUACAAGUGACUUUAGUAUCCAAAAGAGAGGCUUCAAUGCAAGCUAUACCCGAGUUGCUGUGUCUCUGAGAAAUCAAAAAAUCGUCAUCCCCCAGACCUCUGGUGCAGAAACCGUGUCUAUGGCAAAAACUGUCUCAAUACCAGAUCUUAGACAAUUCACACUCUGCUUUGAAGCAACCAAAGCCAUCAAUGAUGACAAUGAUGAUUGGAAGGCUUUCUCCUACAGUGAUUCUUUGUCAAAAGAGUGCCUCAGUUUUGGGAAGACCACAAAAGGCCAUUUACUAUUUAUCUCAGGCAUAGAAUGCAUGUUAGAAGAUGCCCUGGACAAAAAUCCAGCUGGAGACUUUUUUACAGGAACAUUUGAACAACUCUGCAUUGUAUGGGAUGGCUUUUCUGGCAGUCUAGGUAUAAAUGCAAAGAACACCUAUCGUACAAUUUACUGCCCAGAUACCUUUCAAAAGAUUAUUCCAAGGAAUGGGAACCUAGUGUUGGGCUCUGACAGAGAUGAAAUAAGCUCUCUAAAUGGAGACAUUUACAAUUUUCGUCUUUGGAAUUUCACCAUGAAUUCCCAAACACUGUCCAAUCUCAGCUGUGAUGUGCCAGGGAACAUUAUAGACUGGGAAAAUGAGUUCUGGAGUAUCCCAAAAUCAGCACUGAAAGCAGAAAACAAUUUAAGUUGUGGCUCGUACUUAGUUCCCACACCUAUAACUGAACCAACCAGUUGUGCAAAUCUGGGAAGCCUUUGCCAAGCUACUGUAAAUGCUACUACUCCUACACCACCCACUGUCACCACUAACAUGCCCGAUACUAAUAGAACCGAUAAGCCAAACAAUGGUGGGCUGUUCUACAGGAUUUCUAUUACUGUCUACAGUUCCAACAUUGACUCAAAGUCAGAAGUACAGAAUGUGGUGGCAAAAUGGCUAAAUCAAACCUUCCAGAAGUGGAAUUAUACUGUGUUUGUGGUCAAUAUCAGUAUUCAGUCAAGCACUGUGACAGAAGGGAUGAAGGAGAAAAGAAGCAUUGGUGGUCAAAGUUUUGUGGUCAGGGCUCUUCUUGUUUACAACUCUACCAACAACAUCGACUUAGAAGAGGAAGCCAUCCGGGAGAAACUCAUAAGCAAUAAUAACACCAUAGGGGAUGGAUUAAGGCUUCAGACAGUAGAUGUUAAUCCAGUAGAAAAAUGUUUAGCUGAAGAAAACCCUCCAAAUUAUUUCUGGCCAGAUACCAGGCCCAUGGUGACCAACUUCACAUUUUGCCAAGGGAGCUCCACUCAGAUAGCAUCAAGAAUGUGCGAUUUAGAUCCAUACAAUUAUACAUCAUAUUGGAAUCCACCUAAUCUUAGAAACUGCACAGAAAAUGCAGCUGAUAUAGCCAAUCAGCUUCUGAAUCUCACUGGUGAAGGACAGCAGCUGACCUCAGACAAAGUAAAUGAUGUAGUUCAGAAGCUCAAAAAAAUUGUGAAUGAUGAAGACAUUGAUGAAUCUUUGGGUUCCACGGUGGUGACCAUUUUUUCCAAUAUUCUCACCAGUUCAGACAGUGUUUUGGCUGCAUCAUCUUCUGAAGCUCUAAAAACAAUUGAUGCCUUAGCCUUAAAGAUUCAGUUCACUGGGCCAUCUAUGAGUAUUUCUACUCAGAAUCUAGCUCUUGGAGUUUCUUCCAUGAACUCAACUUCAUUCAGAGGUUCUUCCUUCAGUGUUGGUUCUCAGAACAAUGCUUCAGAUUUUCAGAUAGAUUUUGACAAGCAUCAGUCAAAUGCCCUGGCUUCCAUUUUUCUACCAUCAAGUUUACUGAGGAAUUUAAGUCAAGAUGAGCUUGAAGCUGUUUCCAGGGCUCAGUUUACUUUUUUCAAUAAAAAUGGACUUUUUCAGGAUGUAGAAAGCCAUGCCAACUUAACAAGCUUUGUGGUGGCAUGCAGUAUUGGGAACAUUACCAUCCGGGACCUCCAGGAAAAGGUCACGCUUACAAUUAAACACACCAAAAUUCAGGAGAAUCCUAGUCCUAUCUGUGUCUUCUGGGAUAUGAACAAAAACAAUGGUCAAGGCGGUUGGAAUGCUACAGGCUGCAUUGCACAAAAAUCAAAUGAGAAUGAGACAGUUUGCUUAUGCAAUCAUCUUACACAUUUUGGGGUACUCAUGGACCUCCAGGGAACAGCUUCAAAAAUAGAUUCACAAAAUACCAAAGUCCUCACCUUCAUCACCUACAUUGGUUGUGGAAUAUCUGCCAUAUUUUCAGCUGCAACUCUUCUGACAUACAUUGCUUUCGAGAAGCUACGAAGAGAUUAUCCCUCUAAAAUCUUAAUGAAUUUGAGCACAGCCCUGCUCUUUCUUAAUCUGUCCUUCUUGCUUGAUGGUUGGAUUGCAUCAUUCAACAUAGAUGGUCUGUGCAUUGCCAUCGCUGCCCUCCUGCAUUUUUUCCUUCUGGCCACAUUUACAUGGAUGGGACUGGAAGCUGUUCACAUGUACAUUGCUCUAGUAAAAGUAUUCAACACCUACAUUCGGCGAUACAUACUGAAAUUUUGCAUCAUUGGCUGGGGUUUACCUGCUCUAGUGGUGGCAAUUGUUUUAGCCAGCACAAAUACAAGUGCAGGUCGUAUCUAUGGGAAACAAUUAUAUGGCAGAGAUGCUAAGGGGCAAGGAGGAGAUGAUUUCUGCUGGAUCAAAGAUGGCACUGUCUUUUAUGUGACUUGUGCUGGCUACUUCGGAAUCAUGUUUCUUAUGAACAUCGCCAUGUUUAUUGUGGUGAUGGUGCAGAUCUGUGGAAGAAAUGGGAAGAGAACAAAUCGAACCUUGCGGGAAGAGAUCCUGAGGAAUCUCCGUAGUGUGAUCAGCCUGACUUUCCUAUUGGGCAUGACAUGGGGCUUUGCCUUUUUUGCUUGGGGCCCCUUAAAUCUCCCUUUCAUGUACCUCUUCUCAAUUUUCAAUUCUUUGCAAGGUUUAUUUAUAUUUAUAUUCCACUGUGCUAUGAAAGAAAAUGUGCAGAAACAAUGGAGGAGACAUCUCUGCUGUGGCAGAUUCCGGCUGGCAGACAACUCAGACUGGAGCAAGACAGCAACAAAUAUUAUAAAGAAAAGUUCGGACAAUCUGGGGAAAUCCUUAUCCUCUAGUUCUAUUGCCUCCAACUCAACUUACUUGACAUCCAAAUCUAAAUCCACCUCGAACACAUACUUCAAAAGAAACAGCCACACAGAUAAUAUUUUCACUGAGAAGCCCUCAUCAAAAUUUUCCCCAAUGGAUGGAGAACAGACAUCAAUCAUCCCUGUCCAUCAGGUUAUUGACAAGGUCAAGGGGUACUGCAAUGCUCACUCUGACAAUUUCUAUAAAAACAUUAUCAUGUCAGAUACCUUCAGCCACAGCACAAAGUUCUAACUGGUUUCUGAACUUCUGAACCAAAGAAAGAGGAAAAAAGGAGCCUGGAGAUUCAUAACAAUGGAGGAAUUGGAGACUGAGCAAGAAGAUGUAGUUAUUUUUCUUACUUACACUGCCAUUCUGUUAAGCAAUUCCAUACAAGAAGACUUCCCCCAUUAAGACUUAGUUGUCUUUGCUAAUAUGGUUUCAGCACUGACCAUUUUCCAGCAUGAAAUAAAAACUGUUUUCCAAUCUGUGCCAGCCAACAUGACAGCAGGUUUUACCAGGACAGCAGAUUUUAAGUGUGAUCCUAUACCAAGCAAGAAUUCUUCCGCAUCCCACUCCACACCCUUUUCUAUGUGUGUGUAUGUAUAUAUGUAUGUAUAUACACACACAGGUAGGUAGAUAGAUAGAUAGAUAGAUAGAUAGAUAGAUCACACUUGAAUAUAUAUACACAAGACUAAAGAAGAGUUACAAAUCCAACUCCAAGUAAUUUAGACUGAAUUGAAGCAAGACUUGAGUCCUUUGGAAGGAAGAGAAAAAGUCAUCUGGAAAAUAUACAGGCUCUUCUGUGCAGCUUUCUUAAUUGAUGAUCUCUUCUCUAUGAAUAGCAUGGAUUUUUCCUCGCUGUAUUUCUUAAACUCUUGCUGCUUGGCUAUCCACUACUGCAGUGUCUUUUCACAGGUGAAGAAAACCCUAACUCCAGUCUCAAAGAGUUACUCUUACCAAAUAAAUAAACCUCCAGGCCUAAUAAUACAAAGGAAACAUUAUUCAAAUUUGCAUAUGAAUACUAAUCUGAAAACUCUGGACCUUCUGGACCAAAUUGAAUCCUUCUGUAUAGAAAAACACCAAUCACACUAAUCGGUAGCAGUAUUUUCUUGCUGAUAUGGGAAUGCAAGUUAGUGAUAACUCCCCACAUUUAAGUCCACCUACAUGCAAAUGAGGUUUGAAAUGAUAAAAAAUUGGUAAAUGAGGUAUUCCCAUGCUUACACAAUGUCAAAUGCCUUGAUAUUCAUACAUGCAUCAUUCCAUAUGAAAAGACAACAUCUCGCUGGGCAUGUCUCCAUGAGACACUGACUGUGCAGUAGCCAAAUAAUACUGUGUAGUAACACAUCACAGCACUAAUAGUGCCAAUAUGCUACUGUGCAGUACUAUUAGGCUACUGUGCAGUAGUGUCACUUAAAAGAUGUUCAUUGGCACUACUGUGCA